AUGGAACCCGCCAUGUUUGCGGCAGCCCCCCAGGCGGGCACCUUCAUGCCGCACCAGACGCAAGGGCAUGUGCUAUGCUGCCUGUGCGGCACCUCCAUCACGCCCAACCCCACCAACAUGUGCGUCAACUGCAUCCGCACCCAAGUGGACAUCACCGAGGGCAUCCAGAAGCAGGUCACGGUGCUGUGGUGCAAGAGCUGCGGCCGCUACCUGCAGCCGCCCAAGCACUGGCUCAAGGCGGACCUGGAGUCCAAGGAGCUGCUGACGUACUGCAUCAAGCGGGUCAGGGGGCUGUCCAAGGUCAAGCUGGUGGAUGCCGCGUUUGUGUGGACAGAGCCGCACAGCAUGCGGCUCAAGGUCAAGCUGACCAUCCAGGGGGAGGUGCUCAACGGCGCCAUCCUGCAGCAGUCGUUUGUGGUGGAGUAUGUUGUGGAGCGCUACAUGUGCCCCACCUGCAACCGCCAGAACGCAAACCCCAACGCAUGGGUGGCAUGCGUGCAGGUGCGCCAGCACGUCAGCCACAAGCGCACCUUCUUCUUCCUGGAGCAGCUCAUCCUGAAGCACAGCGCCGACGAGUCAUGCGUCAACGUCAAGGAGAUGCACGAGGGCGUCGACUUCUACUUUGCCAACCGAGCCCACGCCAUCAAGUUCAUCGACUUCCUGCAGACGGCGGUGCCCAUACGCUACAGGCACGACAAGCAGCUGGUGAGCCACGACGUGCACACCUCCAACUACAACUACAAGUACACCUUCUCGGUGGAGGUGGCGCCGCUGUGCAAGGACGACCUGGUGUGCCUGCCCGCCAAGCUGGCGGCCUCGCUGGGCAACAUCGGGCCAGUGGUGGUGGUGACCCGCGUCACCAACGCUAUCACCCUCACAGACCCGCUCAGCCUGCGGCAAGCGGUGCUAGAGGCGGGCGCCUACUGGCGCAACCCGCUGAAGCCCAUGAUGGGCAGCCGCCAGCUCACCGAGUUCUACAUCCUCGACUCGGAGGUGGUGGCGCCCACAGGCGGGUAUGGACACAACCCUAAGUGGGCGCUGGCCAGCUGCGAGGUGGCGCGUGCCGCAGACUUUGGGUCAAACGACCAGACCUUCUUUGCGCGCACCCACCUGGGCCACCUGCUGCACGCGGGCGACUCGGCUGUGGGAUACGACGUGGCCAACGCCAACCUGGUGGACCCGGAGCUGGAGAAGGCGGUGCACAAGGGCCUGACGCUGCCCGACGUGGUGCUGGUGCGCAAGUCGUAUGAGGAGCGGCGGCGGCGGCGGCGCGCGCGCGGCGACCAGCAGCGCGCCUGGCGCCUCAAGCGCCUGGCGGUGGACGUUGGGGAGGAGGAGGCGGCGGCGCAGAAGGCGGCGGCGCAGCAGCCGCACCACGGGCGCGGGAUGUCCAGCCUGGAGCAGGAGCAGGCGGACCUGGAGCGCUUCAUGCAGGAGCUGGAGGAGGACCCCGACAUGCGUGCCCGCGUGGCGCUGUACCGCGACCCCAACUACCAGGCAGCUUCCGCGGCGGCAGCGCCGCGGCAGCAGGCGGCCAUGUCCGACACGGACGAGGAGGAUGGGGAUGUGCCUGAGGUGCCGCUGGAGGAGCUGCUGGAUGACCUGGCGGCCCUGGGGCUGGACGAGGAUGAGGAGGAGCAUGGCGGCGGCGGCAGGCAUGGCGGCGGCGGCGGCGAUGCCAUGAUGGAGUGA
Messenger RNA from Chlorella variabilis, 1692 nucleotides. RefSeq lists its product as hypothetical. The record is from RefSeq and is a predicted model, not a curated record. Gene Ontology annotation, molecular function: ribosomal large subunit binding. The coding region runs from base 1 to 1692 and encodes 563 amino acids. The transcript is spliced from 15 exons. Gene Ontology annotation, cellular component: nucleus; cytoplasm. Gene Ontology annotation, biological process: ribosomal large subunit export from nucleus. Lineage: Eukaryota; Viridiplantae; Chlorophyta; Trebouxiophyceae; Chlorellales; Chlorellaceae.